GUCGAGUAAGGACGAGAGGAUUGACAUUCAGUGUGAAUAAUGCGAUGAUAACGAAGAAGUGCCAGUCAGGUAAACAUGAAACUGGUAUUAAUUUUGGAAAAUGACCAAGAUGAACAUAUUUAAAUAAAACUAGAAUCAAAUGCAUCAAUUUUGAUCCACAUUUGUGAGAUUAAAGCUUCAGCUGGUCGAGUAAUACGUUAUAGGAAGGUGGCUGAUGUAUGUGUUACAGACACUUAGUGCUGUGCAGAGGUGACUGCUGUACGUGAUAAGAAUUCCCAGCUUCUACAUGAAUAACGCCCAGAAUUUACUUGACACUGGGCCAGUGAACAGCGACCAAUGGGAAACUGUUUCUCUUGUUUCAAGGUCCCUCCGCCACCCGACCCGUCCACAGACCCUCCCUUGGAGAAGGACAAGGAAGAGAUUAUGGAGCUGUGUGGUAUUCUACAGCCAUCCCAAGAGGUGCACUGCUCACCCCUGACUGCUGUGGAAGCGCAGGUCAAUGGGAACAGCAAAGGUGCUGGAGUUCCAGGAUUCAUGCUGGUUGGGAGUGAUAACAGUGGCAGCUUGCAUCGAGACAAAACGACUAGGACGUUUUAUUCUCGCAUCCCUCCAUUGGGCCGCUCCACAAGUAGUGGAGGUGAUGGGAAAGGCAGGGAACCAUCAGAAGCUAAGCUUAAUGCUUUGUUCGACCAAUACUGUGACUCCAAUGAGGAUGCAAUGCUAGCUGAUGGCAUUGAGAGGUUAUGUGCAGAUCUGUCCUUGUCACCAGAUGAGUUUAAGGUGUUGGUUCUGGCAUGGCGUCUCAGUGCAGAGCAGAUGUGCCGUUUCAGUCGAGCGGAGUUUGUGAGCGGGUGUAGGGCAAUGCGAGUUGACUCUAUCAGGGCAAUCCAGGCUCGACUACCAGAGUUGGUAGUUGAAGUAACUAAGGACUCUGAAUUGUUCAAGGAUCUCUAUCGUUUCACAUUCAAAUUUGGACUGGAUGUUGAGUCAGGACAGCGAAUCUUACCGUCCGACAUGGCUGUCUGUCUGUGGCGACUGGUGUUUUCUGUUAGAGAGCCUCCUAUACUUUCUCGUUGGCUGUUCUUCCUGGAGAGUCACCCUCAUGUUAAGGGCAUCCCACGUGACACAUGGAACAUGUUCCUGAAUUUUUCUGAGGCUGUUGGUGAUGAUCUGAGCUCAUAUGAUGACACAGAGGCUUGGCCAAGCCUGUUUGACGACUUUGUUGAGUUUGAAAAUGACCAGAUGAACCAAAACAUCUCCAAGGAUAAAGAUGAAAUAAUUAAAUUAGACUGUAAUUAAGACUCUCUGCGUUUGAAAUCAUAAAAUGAAAAUGGAUCAAUAGUUAGUAUUUUUUUAAUUGUCACAACUAAGACUGAUAUUCAUUCAGGUGUAAAAUAGUCUUAAUUUUGCCUGUACUUCUCAUGCUAUUUACUGAUAAUUUAUUUAGAUUACUUUUUUAAUUUUAUGAGAGAAGUACAGAUAAUGGUAUGGCAUUGACAAGCUUGCGUGGUGUUCAGUUUGUAGCCAAAUGAUUCAUGCCAUUAAGAAACUGCCUGGUACAAUUUUAACAAGCUGCAUUCUGCAACCUAAUAUUUAUGUUUUAACACUCAUAUGAUUGUGACGUGCAAACAAGGGACGGUUCUUGCCUUCCUCAAGUCAAGCCAUAGACUGCCUUACGAUAUACAGAUGUAGGACUUAUAGCUGAUUUUGUCAAAUUCUGUUUGCCAUUGUUGCCAAAAGUAUGGUUGGAUGUAGUACACCCAGACUGCAUUAUAUGAGAAUAUUAAUUUAAUUUGAGGUUCAGUGAGACAAUGUGAUAAUGUAAAAUUCAUUGUGUUCAGUUUCAAUCAGGGCAACAAACCUAUUGAUAUGAAAGCUGUUUUUUUUUUGCCCCUCUAAAUGGGUAUAAAAUAGCAUGAGUCUGCCGUUCUUUCUGCUUAACAAACCUGUGAUUUAUUUGAGGAUAUUUAAAGACAUGCUGGUGCCUCAUUUUGAGAUUGUCAGUAAAAAUUAUCAGUGAUUGUACGUAAUGCACCUCAUGUAGUAGUUAUUCUUCCUGUUUGGGAAAAAUAAUUGUGACCAGUGGGUGCUAAUACUGGUACCUUAAUUUAUAUGGCUGUUCCUAUCUGAGAUAUUUUUGUUUAAAAAUUGCAGUGUCAGAUUAUGAGCAGUUAAAUAUUGGCAUAAUAACUGAGUAAGGUUUAUUUGUAGGGUCUUGUGUAUGUGUUUCCUGAUGCUUCUGUCAUGACCUGUGUUUAGAAGGAGUGUGAAGGGGGCAGGUGGGCUGUGCUAAAGGUAAAGGCUGAUAAAGAAAUUCUGGGGUGCAUCCAUGUUUCAGUACCUGCUCAGUUGUGAUGUUACCUAACUCAUCUGUAGCUACGAGCCUGAGCAGAUCAUUUAAACACAUGAAUUAGUGGAUGAGGGUUAUGUUUCCUCCUUCACUGUAAUGUGCACCUACCCCAUUCACAUUUCCCUCUUGUCAGUUUGCCAUACAGCCAGUUGCAGAAGCUUUAUCACAAUUUCUCCUUUCACCAUAUUUGUAGGUAAGGUGUGGGAAUCACACCAAAGAGCGGUAUGACCAACUGGUAACAAGUGAAUGCCUGAGAGUAUUGAUGUAGCUGGCUGGGAGAAGACAUUUGGGAUCUGUAUCAUGGCAGAAAUUUCUGGAAA
Cryptotermes secundus is the source of this 2670-nucleotide messenger RNA. RefSeq names its product DCN1-like protein 3 (gene SCCRO3). Gene Ontology annotation, cellular component: ubiquitin ligase complex. The coding region runs from base 337 to 1299 and encodes 320 amino acids. Gene Ontology annotation, molecular function: cullin family protein binding; ubiquitin conjugating enzyme binding; ubiquitin-like protein binding. The transcript has 4 exons. The record is from RefSeq and is a predicted model, not a curated record. Gene Ontology annotation, biological process: positive regulation of ubiquitin-protein transferase activity; protein neddylation. NCBI's taxonomy places the organism in Eukaryota, Metazoa, Arthropoda, Insecta, Blattodea, Kalotermitidae.